Molecule: messenger RNA, 2181 nt
Organism: Leishmania braziliensis MHOM/BR/75/M2904
Lineage: Eukaryota; Euglenozoa; Kinetoplastea; Trypanosomatida; Trypanosomatidae
Exons: 1
Coding region: 1-2181 (726 amino acids)
Source: RefSeq, a predicted model, not a curated record
AUGUCGGGUGUGUGUGGAACUGCAGUAACGACGGCGCAGGAGUCGACGUUGCCGCAAAGGAGCCCAGUGGAGCGCGAGAAGACGGCUCCGAUGUAUGAGUUCUGUGCAGAUGCUGGGCUUGGCGCGGCACCGCUUCCAAAAAACAGCAGCAGCUGGGAGUUUCUGGACCUGGAUGUGGGCGGGAGCCUCGCAGUGGCUUCAGGAUCCUCGCACAGCGAGCCCGGCAGCUUACUCGUCUGUGAGCAGGUCCCUGCGGACCACGACGGUGACGGGCGUCACUCUCUACACGCGCCGGCAGCGACGGGAGAAACCGCGGCUGCCUCUGCGCCGCCGCCUGUUGCGCUUCUGCCGCUGUUUGACGAUAGGAAUAGUCGCACCGCAGACGACACCGCGUCGGGGGACGCGUUCGGCGGCGCUGCCUCCCCCCCGAAGGGGCGCUGCCGCCGCCGGUUUGGCCUUGCCGGGCUGGCAGAGGGGCGUUGCUCCCUGGCCCGCGGUGUGUCAACGAUGUGGUCCCUUCUCUCCACUACCUCUCAGACCCACCUGCCUGUGGCCCUCACCGUGCCGUGCCCGGAGCUGGCCGCGACGACGACGACGACGAACAUCCCCAACGACGAUUGCAUUCUCGUCACCUCCGCCACUGAGACCAUCCCUUCUGACCCAAUCGGUGUCUACAAGCAUCACGAUGACGCCCACAACUCCUUACACGCCAGCGCGGUGGUAGCGGGAACGUCGAGGGUGGAUUCACUGCCGAGUUCGUUGCCUCUGGCACCACACAACAUUGCCGUGCCGCACUCCUCUUACGAGGGUGCCACAGAGCAGACGGCCUACAGCAUCGGUGCGACAAGAUCCGGGUCGCCAAUGGGCACCACGGCGAAUACCAUCCUCAUUCCUCACGUCAUCAGUGUUACCACCACGUCCCUGACUAGCGACGGUGAGCAGUGCAUGGGUGAGCCCUGGUGGGCAGGUGUGUGGACGCCAACCUUGGCGGAUACCAGCACCUCCAGCGAGCACGCUGCAGUGGCCUCGAUCGCGUCGACACUUCCGUCGCCAUCUCAAGGCGCGCCUGUGGUGUCGGAGGACGACAUUCGACGGCUCGGCGAGGAGGCGGCACUAAGGGAGGCCCGGGAGGCUGCUGUGGCAAUGGUGCUGGAAAGUCAGCUGGAGUUUACUAGACCGUCAUCCACGUUACCAUCGCCACGACCUAAUGCUGGGGCUAGCGGGGGACAGAGGGGCGCGCGCGAGCAGUCAGCACUGCUGCCCGCGUGGCUGCUGAAGCCUUUGGUGUCGCUGUGUGACUGUCAGCAGCAUCCCUGCAGCUGCGAGGAGAAUGGGCAGGAAAGCGAAGCACUGCACCUCCCGGAUAUUGGUAGUCCCGGAAGCGCGGCCGCACAGAGUAGACAGUGCGAACAGCGAAAGGCAGCUGCAUGGAUCUCCCGACGCAUGUCCUUCAUAUCCUCGUCAUUCCUGGCCAUACCUCUCCUGCCCUCGACUAUGGCCGGCACCGCUUUUUCUUCGGUGGCGACGGCCGCAACGUCAACUUCCGAUGGCGCCUCAGCUGCCUUGUUCUCCAUCUUCACGGUAGAGUCGUCGUGGUUUUGGUCGCAGGCCUGUAUUGUGUGUGCCAGCGGCUCGCAGCGCGCGCUCAAGGGGCUGCACCAGGUGUGUGAUUAUGUGUGGCAAGACUUGAAGAACCACUGGUACCCGCAGCUACGUCUCGUGCUGGGCGAUCACUCAUCAGCGCGCAAAGUCCGCUGCAGCCGUCACACACGUCGUCUUCUCAAGCAGAAGCGCAGAUCGGGGAACGGCGAGAGCGCUACGGCGACCAGUGACGACGCCUCUACGGACCCCACCGCGUUCGUCCCUCCUGCUGCCCGUGGAGCUGCCUCGACUUCCCCCACAGGGACAGUGGAGUGGCGCAGCGUGUCUUCGCCGUGCUUAUUCAAGGGUGACGUUUGCAUUACCCGAGAGUCAACAGCGCACCAGUACAUGUCGUGGGGGGAUAGAACCGCCGCGGUAGCCACCCACCAUUUCCAUGCCAGCAGCAGCACCACCAGCAGCAGCGACGCCAGCUCCCCACCGCUGCCACAAUCCCCCAAAGAUGGCGUGCGACUCUACGCCGUCAUGACCGCCGAGGCCGUCGUGUCAGCCGCGCAAGGUCUACUGGUGUUCCUGUUGUGA